Molecule: messenger RNA, 2172 nt
Organism: Cynocephalus volans (Philippine flying lemur)
Lineage: Eukaryota; Metazoa; Chordata; Mammalia; Dermoptera; Cynocephalidae
Gene: MGME1
Product: mitochondrial genome maintenance exonuclease 1
Exons: 5
Coding region: 148-1173 (341 amino acids)
Biological process (GO): mitochondrial DNA replication
Cellular component (GO): mitochondrion
Molecular function (GO): single-stranded DNA exodeoxyribonuclease activity
Source: RefSeq, a predicted model, not a curated record
AGCGCGGGAACGUUGAAAGUUCGGGUCCUGAGAGGUUGUUCGUGCCCUGGGAGUUAAGCGAGGCGUGGUGGCUUCUGAGGAAUACAAAAAUAAAAAAGGCCCUGGACAUUGCAAAUAAACUAGAGAGAAGUGAAAAAAAAUCUGAAGAUGAAGGUAUUUCAGACCAUUUGCAGGCAGCUAAGAAGUUCCAAGGGGUUUUCUGUAAAACCAGCCGCCCUUGUGGAUUUUUCUACUUCUUCUUAUUUAUGUGGCCGGAAGAAAAAAGUGAACCCUUAUGAAAAAGUGGACCAAGAAAAAUACUCUCAUUUAGUACAGUCUGUCGUGUCAUUCAAAGGCCGUGCCCAGACCCCAGAAUCAUUGCUGGAGGAAGAUGCUUUACUCUAUGGACCUGUGAGCAAGAGUAAAUCCUCAAAGCAAGAUGAGGAAACAAAAGGUCCACAAAACUGGUUUCCUAUCUUCAAUCCAGAGAGAAGUGUAAAACCAAAUACAAGUGGCACUUCAAUUCCUCUAAAAAUCCCUUUGCAAAGGAAAAUAAUACCAAGUGUGACCCGGAUCCUUCAGCAGACCAUGACAUCAGAACAGAUUUUCUAUUUGGAGAGGUGGAAACAGCGGAUGAUUCAGGAAUUGGGAGAAGAUGGCUUUGCAGAAUACACUUCAAACAUCUUUUUACAAGGGAAACAGUUCCAUCAAGCCUUGGAAAGCAUACUUUCACCCCAGGGGAACUUAAAAGAAAGAGAUGAAAAUCUCUUCGAAUCUGGCUACAUUGAAAGUGUCCAGCAUGUUCUGAAAGAUGUUACCGGAGUGCGAGCUCUUGAAAGCGGUGUUCAACAUGAGACCUUAAAGUAUGUAGGUCUGCUGGACUGUGUAGCAGAGUAUCGGGGCAAGCUGUGUGUGAUUGAUUGGAAGACAUCAGAGAGACCAAAGCCUUAUAUCCAAAAUACAUAUGACAACCCACUGCAAGUUGUGGCAUACGUGGGUGCCAUAAACUAUGAUGCCAACUAUAGCUUUCAGGUUCAGUGUGGCUUAAUUGUGGUGGCCUACAAAGAUGGAUCCCCUGCCCACCCACACUUCAUGGAUGCAGAGCUCUGUUCCCACUACUGGGCCAAGUGGCUUCUUCGACUAGAAAAAUAUACAGAAAAGGAGAAGAAUCAGAAUAUUGAGAAACCAGAUUAGGGGCAGGAUGCCAUUUGGGAACAUUCAGCACUUUCUCACUGUUUAGGAAGAUAUGAGCUGUUUACGAUGAUCUAAAAAUGGAGGUGCCACCAGAUCUGCGAACUAUAACAACACAAGCAGAAGUAUUAGUUUGUUGAAAUCUAUUGCAACAAAGGACAGAAAAGCCAUAAAAGCCUAGAUUUAAAGAGCUGGACUUUAGCACAUAAAAUUCCAACUAUGCUACCUCUGAUUGUUACUUAUCUGAAAAGAGGGCAAGCAGAUUGGCAGUCUUGUUGGUGACUCUUAGACUUCCUUAUAGACCUUUUUGUGUCCCAGACAGGAUGCCCAGUUCUUGAAUUGAUAUUGGAAGGCAGUGAGGCUUAGUAUGCCAAGCAUUUCCCCAGGGUUCACUGGGAAGGAAGGGCCACACACCUCCAGGGUAUGUGUGGAGGGAAACAUACAUCAGCCAACUACCACUGCCAGUGCGGUUUCCUAAAACUUGUUUCAUAUACAGUAUUGAGGUUCCCUGUGUAUUUCAGCUAGCAAAGAAAGCUCACACUUAACAUUUUUAAAAAAUAGAUAGAUGAUCACUCAAGUAAACAUUGCUGUCUGGAAAGAUGGAGCAUAUUCUCUAUGUUGUUGGCAAUAUUCCUUGGCAUACCACCAAAUAACCCCCAGAAGUAGCCAGAACCCAGUUUGAAAAUCAUAAUUGUAGGCAUUUUAGUAGCUAUUUCUGGUGUCAGUCAGUGGAUCAUGUAUACAGAGAAAAUUUAUCAUAUGUGGGAUUUUUCAGCUAUAGGGGAACAAUAAAAAAUUUUUUCUGUGUUUGAUAGGCAAUAAAAAUCAUUAGUUGUCAUUGGGUUUGGGAAACUCAAAUAAAUGUCCAUUAUAGCCCUGGGAGAGAGUUUCCUGUUUUAUGGAGUGGGCCUGUUAGCAUUUAAGUUACAGUUGCCGCCUUAAUACGCUGCUACGAUCACUUUUUUCAUUCAUUAGCCAUUAAUGAGAAAUAAAAUACAAGAU